This is a messenger RNA of Macroventuria anomochaeta, 435 nucleotides long. RefSeq lists its product as uncharacterized. The record is from RefSeq and is a predicted model, not a curated record. Bases 1 to 435 code for a protein of 144 amino acids. The transcript has 2 exons. NCBI's taxonomy places the organism in Eukaryota, Fungi, Ascomycota, Dothideomycetes, Pleosporales, Didymellaceae.
AUGUCAGGCUACGGCACUUACUACUACUCGCUUCCCACCGAAGCACCCAAACGAUCAAGAUCAGGCAGUCGCCGUCCUGCUCUGUCACCUUCGACUGUUUCUUCGCCUUGCAUCACAACACAUGCUCCCGUUGCCUCUCGAAGGGACUCUGCCGGAUCAGCAACCUCGUCAAGCAGCCCAACCAAGGCUUCCGUCCUGCUCGCAAAGGUAGCCUCAUCGCCAACAACACCAAGAGGCGAGAUCCCGUCACCAAUGGCCUCGCCCGAGUCAAGGAUGCACUCGAGUUACUCCAUGGAACGACCUGUGGUGUGGAGGAGCGAGAGUGACCGAUACGUCACCCAGUACAGGCAGCAGGAUGGUUACAUCAGCUUCCCUGACUACGAGAAGUUCUGCCAGAGUCAAUAUGAUCAGUGUCACACUGCUGUCAGGACUUGA